AUGGCAGAAGAAAGAUCUUCUGCAACAAAUGGCGUAGGUCCUGACCCUAUGCAGCGGCUGGCCUCAUUUAAAGCUCCUCGGGAUCUUACUUUGGGUGGUAUAAAGACUAGUAAAAAAGUUUUUACGCCCAAUUUAAAUGUGGCUAGGAAUAAAAAUAAAGGACCUUCUGCCAAACAAAGCAACCAAAAGAAAGAAGACAAAGAGAGAAGAGACAAAAAGAAUGACAGAAAUAAGAAUUUUAGAAAUGGACCAAAUAUUAUUAAGUCCAGUGGUGUUUUUUCAGAAGGUUUGGGAAGUGUGGAGCGGCAUUCUUCCCGCGGCUCGUACUACAGGGAGUCAGAUAGCACACAGUCUAUGCAAAGGCCUACUAUUAGAGUUAAGGAUGUUAUUAAGAUAGACAAAGAAUUAGAAGAAAAGAAGAUAAAAACUGUGAUGGGUGAGUGCAAUAUGGACGACGACGGCAAUUGUGAGGACUUCAAGAAGGUUCUAGAAAAAGAUGCUCCUAUAAAACUGCCUAUGGAUGACGGAGGCUGGUCCCAGGUUAAGUCAACAGUGAAGGUAAAACAGGAGGUGAUCAUCAAGAAGGAACCAGAAGAUCCCGACUGCGUUACUGAAGUAGAAAUGAAGCAUUUGCCAGAUGUGAAGGAAGUGUUUGAACACACGGAUGUCGUGAAAUUAUUAAAAAGCGAUCAGCCGACGCUCAUACUAUUGCAGUUACCAGAUUCUCUGCCGGGUCGGGGCGGCAAGAUGGAAGACGAAAAUCCGAGACGGAAGACUGUUGAAAAUGAAGCCUCAACUUCAACUGGAGAAGGCAAGCAAGAGAAACCUCCGGAAACAAGAUGUCGGUUGCCAGACUUAGAAGAAGGUCGUAUCGGCAAGUUGCGGAUACAUCGCUCCGGUCGCGUCAGCCUGGUCAUCGGUGACACCAUGUUUGAGGUCUGCACGGGUACUAAGUCAGCUCUCCACCAGGAAGUGAUAUCAGUCGCCACGGAUGAAGAAUCACGUUCUGCCAACCUCAUUGCAUUGGGUUCCAUACAACAGAAGUUGAAUAUUGUCCCCAGUUGGGAAGCCAUGUUCCAUGAUAUGUCAGUUUAG
Molecule: messenger RNA, 1095 nt
Organism: Arctia plantaginis
Lineage: Eukaryota; Metazoa; Arthropoda; Insecta; Lepidoptera; Erebidae
Source: the annotation of a GenBank genome assembly